GAUUUGUAGAUAUUUUAAAAAUAACCCUUAUUUCCUUAGAAAAAGAACUCUUUAGAGCUAUAUCAUUUAAAAUAAGAAAGAAAUCUUGUAUAAUAAAAAUAAUCAAUCUCCAUCAUAUAUAACACUUUUUUGGGGGUUAAAAUUUUAAAGUUAUAUAUUUCCCGUUUCAGAUGAUAUGUACUUUUCAUAAACCAAAGGUAUAUAUAUAGAUCUAAGUCAAUUCUUAUAUAGCUCUAAUUUAUCAUCUUUCAUCUCCACCACCGCUUGUUUCUACGAUGUCUGCCGACUUGAGCAUGACCUCCGAAGUUGAACAACCACCGCAGAGUGACAAGAAGAGUUUGAGUUCUCAGCCAUUAGUGUCCUUAUUAUCACUCCCAGACGAACUCGUAGAGCAGAUACUUGCUCGUGUCCCAAGAUGGGAUUACCCUAAUCUCUCUCUCGUAUGCAAGAGGUUCCACACUCUCAUCUCUUCUCCCCAACUCUACACGACACGUUUCAACCUUGGAACCACCGAACCAUGUCUUUAUUUUUACGUACGAUCGUGUUGUAAGGAUACAUCUCUCCAAUGGUUCACUCUUUCGUUGAAACCUCAAGAAACAUGUGAUGGUGAGAUUUUGAAUGACUAUUCCUUGAUUCCUAUACCUUGCUAUCCCCAUCCUUUACGUUUAUCAUUAAAAUCAACCGUAGCAGUUGGUUCCGAUAUCUACGUAAUUGGUGGAUUGGGUGAGCUAACUUCCUCAAUUCGGAUCUUUAAUUGUCGAAGUAACACAUGGCGUGACGGGCCUAACAUGACGGCAGCUCGAAAAUAUCCAUGCGCGGUUCUCAUCGACAAGAAAAUAUACGUGAUGGGAGGUUGCGAUGUUGACAAUUGGUUUGAGGUAUUGGACAUAAAGACUCAGACUUGGAGGGCCUUGCCGAGUCCUGGUGCGGGUUAUGAGCUAUGCAAUAUAAAUAUUAAUGUUAACCCUGAUGCUUUUGAAGGAAAGCUUUACGUAGCGUCAUAUGAAAAUGACUACACUUAUGAGCCCAAAGAUGGUAUAUGGAAAGUUGUAAGAGAGGAAUCAAGUUGGAUAGAGUUGUUAUAUUCGUGUGUGAUAGAUAAUGUAAUGUACAGUUAUCGUUUUCCAGAGCAUAUUAAGUGGUAUGACUCUGAGGGUAGAGUGUGGAGAGAGAUCAAGGGUUUGGAAAGACUUUGUUCAGGUACAAAACAAAUCCACAACAGUGGUGGGAAACUUGUAGCUAUGUGGACGCAGGUUCCUGGGAAAGAUAGUGAAAACAGGAAAUCUUAUGUUUGGUGCGCUAAAAUUGCGUUAGAGAAGUGCCAUGAAAAUGAGAUUUGGGGUAAAACGGAGUGGCUUAAUAUUGUGCUUGAGAUCCCCGAGUCAUAUAUAUUCUCUAAAUGUGUAGCCGUUUCGGUUUGAUGAUCGGUACAAGAUGGUAUAAAACAACUUUGUGAAAUCAUUUAGUCGUUCUUUACAGUUGAUAGAAUUUGAUGAUCUAUAAUGCUAU
Capsella rubella is the source of this 1509-nucleotide messenger RNA. RefSeq names its product F-box/kelch-repeat protein At5g39560. Gene Ontology annotation, molecular function: protein binding. The transcript has a single exon. The record is from RefSeq and is a predicted model, not a curated record. Bases 276 to 1421 code for a protein of 381 amino acids. Lineage: Eukaryota; Viridiplantae; Streptophyta; Magnoliopsida; Brassicales; Brassicaceae.